CUCGCUUCAUCCCGCCAAAGGACCAAGUUGACGAUGUGUCUUGUCUUUUCGUCAAGGCCUUCAGCCUCGACCUCACCCCGACAACAGGCUGUCGACUGCCCCCCAAUAUGGUCAGAACAUUCGGCGCAUUCGCGCUCGCGGGCAUCUUCAGCCUUGUGGGCUCUGUAGCGCACGCCCAAGGGCCAAUUCAUCGCCACUCCCGGCGAGCUUCGCAGAAUGAUGCCACCGUGGUUAGGGGCGUCUACAUGGUCGAGCUUCAAGAUGGCGUCACGCCCGACCAGCUGACCGACACGCUGGGAGCCGCCAACGUGACUGUGCACAUCCGGCAGACCCUGAACUCGCGUAUCUUCAAGGGUGUAUCCCUCGACCUAGUCCUCGCCGGGGACGACAGCAGCGCGGCAGAAGGAGCCCUCCGCGCCGCCCCCGGCGUCAAGCAGAUCUGGCCCGUCCGGGCCGUCUCCACGCCCAAAAGCGACGUGCAGUCCUUCCACCCCCUGGGGCCCUCGACGCGGCACCAAGCCACGCGCCGCGCCGCCGCCAACGACACGUACUACCCGCACGUCAUGGCGCAGGUGGACCGCCUGCACGACGCCGGCAUCACCGGGGCGGGCGUGCGGCUCGCCGUGGUCGACACGGGCGUCGACUACACCAACGCCAUCCUGGGCGGCUGCCUGGGCGGCGGCUGCGUCGUCACGCACGGCUGGGACGCGGUCGGCGUCGACUCGCUGCUGGGCGCCAGCGGCGCCGUCGCCCCGGUCCCCGACGACGACCCCAUGGACUGCGCCGGGCACGGCACGCACGUCGCCGGCAUCGUGGCCGCCCUGCCCAGCGAGUUUGGGUUCCUGGGCGCCGCGCCCGGCGUCAGCCUCGGCGCGUACCGCGUCAUGGACUGCGCUGGCUUCGGCACGGAGGAGACCAUCGCGGCGGGCAUGCUGAGGGCGUUUGACGACGGCAACCACAUCCUGACGCUGUCGGUCAGCGUGCCGGGUGGGCUGCCGGAUAGCUUCGUGUCGAUGACGGCGGCGCGGAUCGUCGAGGCCGGGGUGCCGGUCUUUGUGGCCAUUGCCAACACGGGCGAGACCGGGUCUCUGUUCGACCCUGUGGCUCCUGCCGAUGCGCGUCACGUCGGCUCCGUGUCGUCGUUUGAUCCCGUCCAGGAGCCGGCUGUGUAUGCGGUGGCGGAGUAUGUGAUCGACGACGGCGAGGUUGAGGAGUUUGAGUGGGUGCCGCUGCUCAAUGGGCGGUACGACAUGCAAGGCGGUGCGGACCAGCAGGCCUUUCGCCUGAUUGACCUGAACAGCUUCGUGGUCAAUGGCACGGUGAUGGGGGGCUGCCAAGUGAUUCCAGAUUCCGUGCCGGACCUGUCGGGCUAUCUGGUUUUGGUUGAACGGACCCCAGCAAAUCUCUGUCUUUUCCGGACUCAGCGGGAGAACAUCAAGGCCAAAGGCGCCGACCACAUAAUGUUCUGGGCCAGCGAAGAUGUAAUCCGCGGCAUAGUCAACGACGACCUGCAAACCUUCAUGGCCACAACGACCCCCGCCCCAGCAACCGAGUGGCGCAAGGCUCUCGCCGCCGGCUCCAACGUCACCGUGACCCUCACCACCCCGACCAAGUCCAAACCCAAAGUCGUCUGGUCCGCCAACAACAAGACAGGCGGCUACGUCUCGAGCUUCAGCAGCUGGGGCCCGACUCUCGACCUCCGCCCCGCCCCCGUCUUUGGCGGCCCCGGCCGCAGCAUCCUGUCAACCUACCUCCACAACGGCGGCCAGGGCGUCGCCACCCUCGGCGGCACCUCCAUGGCCGCCCCUUUCGUCGCCGCCUCCGCAGCCCUCCUCCUGCAGGCCUUCAACCACACCCUCGACCCGCAGACCCUCCAAACCCUCCUCGCCAGCACGGCGAUCCACUCCAUCGGAAACCCCCACCCGCUGCAGGCCGGCGCCGGGCUCGUCCAGCUCUGGGACGCCGCGCACACCAAGGGCGUGCUCAGCGCGCCAAGCAUCGCCUUCAACGACAGCGACCACCACGUCGCCGAGGCGCGGCUGACGCUGCGCAACACGGACGCCGCCCCCGCCGUCUACCGGCUGUCGCACACCGCCGCCGCGACCAUCUACGCCAUGGGGCCCGGCGCCGACGGCCUCGCGAGCAUGCCGCUGCAGCUGGUCGACGGGCCCGCGAGCAUCUCCUUCGCCGCCGACUCGGUCUCGGUCCCCGCGGGCGGCGAGGCCGAGAUCGUGGUGCGCUGCACGCCGCCGCUGGGCCUCGAGGCGGCGCGCUGGCCAAUCUACUCUGGCCGCGUGCAGCUCAACGGCAGCAACGGCGACGUGCUGAGCGUGCCGUACGUCGGCAACGCGGGCUCGAUGCGCCGCGCCGUCGUGCUCACCCCGGACCAGGUAUUCGUGUCGCCGCCGUUGAGCGCGGGCGCCGUCGUCACGCUGCCCGGCGGGUCGGGGUCGUCGUCGUCCGCGGCGAUGGUCGUCACGGCAUAUCCCCGCCUGCCCACGCGCGUGAUGCGGUACGACGUCGUGGUGCCGACGGGCGCCAACGGGACGGGGGCUGUGGGGCCCAACGGCACGACGCCGUGGUUGGGAUACAAGACGUUUGGGCAGAUGAUGGGGUCGCCGCAGGCGGUGUUUGCCAAGGGUGCGGCCGGGUCCAUCAGCUUUACAGGGUUGAUGGCUGGAGGCAGGCGGUUGCAGGAGGGUCGGUAUUCGAUUUUGGUUAGUGCGCUGCGGCUCUUUGGCCGGCCGGACCGGGCGGAUGUCGGUGACUGGCAGACGGUCGAGACGGUGCCUUUUGAGCUCCGCUAUGGUAGUUGAAGCAGGAAAAUCAGUCUGCAAUAUUUAGACAUGUUCUUGCAUUUAACAUUUAAUGUCAACUUUUACAUUUGCUCACGCGCUGCAGCUUUUUGUACUGCCAUCUAAAAUGUUUACACUUCUGAACCAAUCAUCUUGGGGCAAUGUAGCCAAAGUAAUAAUUGUAGC
Pyricularia oryzae 70-15 is the source of this 2981-nucleotide messenger RNA. RefSeq names its product serin endopeptidase. The record is from RefSeq and is a predicted model, not a curated record. The coding region runs from base 108 to 2816 and encodes 902 amino acids. Gene Ontology annotation, biological process: proteolysis. Lineage: Eukaryota; Fungi; Ascomycota; Sordariomycetes; Magnaporthales; Pyriculariaceae. Gene Ontology annotation, cellular component: cytosol; cell wall; membrane. Gene Ontology annotation, molecular function: serine-type endopeptidase activity; tripeptidyl-peptidase activity. The transcript is spliced from 2 exons.